Molecule: messenger RNA, 1641 nt
Organism: Drosophila biarmipes
Lineage: Eukaryota; Metazoa; Arthropoda; Insecta; Diptera; Drosophilidae
Gene: RNaseX25
Product: ribonuclease Oy
Exons: 2
Coding region: 74-1051 (325 amino acids)
Biological process (GO): RNA catabolic process
Cellular component (GO): extracellular region
Molecular function (GO): ribonuclease T2 activity; RNA binding
Source: RefSeq, a predicted model, not a curated record
GUCACCCAAGACCACACUCAUCUCCCAUCUCCAUCGUUUUUGCAUCGCAAUAUUAUUAUUAUUUUACAACAAAAUGCGGAGCCAGCAGUUUCUGUUGGUGGCCAUUGUGGCCUGCUUUCUGGUGGCCAUAAAGUCCACGCCCCUAAGUGACAUAUCGGAUUCGGAUGAAUCAACUGCGGUGGACGAGAAACCACAGAAGAGUCGAGACGAUGACAGUGAUUUCGAGGGGUUCCCCUUCAAGGAUGACGAUGAAUCGCUGCAGGACUCCUCGCGGGAGCUGUCUAUGCAGGAUCACAACUGGGAUGUCCUGAUCUUCACGCAACAGUGGCCGGUGACAACCUGCUAUCACUGGCGCGAGGAUAAUCCCGACCAGGAGUGCACUUUGCCGCAAAAGAAGGAGUUCUGGACCAUCCACGGCAUCUGGCCCACGAAACUCCACCAAAUCGGUCCCAAUUUCUGCAAUAACUCCGCCAGCUUUAGCCCGGACAAACUCAGUCCCAUCGAGGAUCGCUUGGAGACCUUCUGGCCGGAUCUGAAGGGCGUCGAUUCCACGGAAUGGCUGUGGAAACACGAGUGGCAGAAGCACGGUACCUGUGCCAUGCUUAUCGAGGAGCUGGACAACGAACUCAAGUACUUCGAGCAGGGACUCACAUGGCGGGAGGAGUACAUCAUGUCGCGCAUCCUGGACGCCUCCGACAUCCAUCCCGAUUCCAAUAACACGGUGGCGGCCAUCAAUAAUGCCAUAGUCAAGGCGCUGGGCAAGAAUCCCUCGAUCCAUUGCGUGUACGAUGGCAAGCACGGCAUCAGUUAUCUGUCGGAGAUUCGGAUUUGCUUCAGCAAAUCCCUGGAGCUCAUCGACUGCGAUGGCGUCAAGCAGGGCGAUGCAGUGCCCGUUGGCGUUCCCGGUGGCACCAUCAUCACCAAUUGCCAUAUCGGGAGCCUGGUGCAUUACCCCAGCUUGGUGCCACCGCUGCAGAGGAAAAGCAAUUGGAAGUUACCGCUCGUGAAUGUCUACAAAUUGCUGCAGUUCCUCAUGUGGUUCACCCUGUAAGCAAGCGGCAACUUUUUAUAACGCAAUUACUUCCAGGCGCGCCUUAAGAGGACUCCACUAUUGUUUGAUGCUUCCACUGACUUGAUCUACUGGAGAUUCGGAGCUUAACAAUCAUACGUUUUUAAUUAGCUGCAAAUCUAGUAAAUUUAAAGAAAGAGGUCAUAUUUUAUAUUAUUGCUACUAAUUCGAUGGUAUUAUUUGAAGUGUACAAAAUUGGUUACGAAGCCCAUUUGAAACUAGCAAUAUCAUCUAAUAUCACACUUAUUAUUUUAUAAGUUCACCUUUGUUGGCAUUGCCCGUGUUUAUUCAUAUAUUGACUUAAAAAUGUUGGGAUUUUUUUCGAUUAAAAGACAAAAUAUGUACUUUUAAAUACAUAUGAAUGUACUGUGAAUUUAAUUAAAUGAGUUAACAAAAUGUAAUUACAAUUUACUUUAUAGUUUUCACAAGCAAAAAUUAUUCUUUAGACCAAUGUGAAAUUAAUUUUGAUUUGAAUCCUCAUCACAAACGAGUGACUUCCGGCUGUACUAUCUUUUUGUGUCUCUAACUAGUUGCUAAGCUCACAUUUGUUUAAUUAAAACACAUCGAAUAUA